UCAUCCAAUCAUUGUAUUCCACAUUACUCAACCGGCUAUGAUGAACCACGAAGGAUCUAAUUGAGAAUAAAUUUUUCGAUCAGUUUUCAUUUGGCAUGCAUUUAGAUGUUCGGAACAUAAUACAUCCGUCUAUCCUUUUAUUGUUGUGUUUCCAUAUGUAUAUUUGGAGUGUCUGAAUUAUUGCAUUCGGAAAAUCAAAAAGAAAACUGCAUUGCAUUAGGCUUAUUUCCGACGACGGAGUAGCCCAAGAACAUUAGCAUUGUAUUCUGUGUUGCCAGCUGGCAAAGUGGUUUUUACGCAGGACUCUGAGUAAAGAUUAUAUCUGUGGUUUUUCUUCUCUUCUUAAAUGUGUGUAUGUGAUCAGUAGAGAGAAGCAUCCUUCUUAUUUAUUUUGUGCUGUGUAAAUUAAUGUAAAAAGAAAUGGAAGUUGCUCAUACUAAAACAGUUGAAGAAAUUCUAGACUAUUUUGGAACCGAUGCAGAAAAGGGUUUAUCUGAGUCUCAAGUCAAAAAUCUCCAGGAAAAGUAUGGCCCAAAUGAAUUGCCUGCAGAAGAAGGUAAACCUCUGUGGCAACUUAUAUUGGAACAGUUUGAUGAUCUACUAGUUAAAAUUUUAUUAUUGGCAGCUAUAAUUUCAUUUGUUUUAGCAUUAUUUGAAGAACAUGAAGGCCAAAUAACAGCAUUUGUAGAACCAUUUGUUAUUCUUCUAAUUCUAAUAGCAAAUGCCGUUGUUGGAGUUUGGCAGGAGAGAAAUGCUGAAAGUGCAAUUGAAGCACUUAAGGAGUAUGAACCUGAAAUGGGAAAAGUUAUCCGACAAGAUAAGGCUGGAGUUCAGAGGAUUAGAGCGAAGGAUAUAGUUCCUGGAGAUCUAGUUGAAGUAUCAGUUGGAGAUAAAGUGCCUGCAGACAUUAGGUUAAUCAAGAUAUUUUCUACCACUUUAAGAGUUGACCAGUCAAUCUUAACUGGUGAAUCAGUUUCUGUUAUAAAACAUACAGAGCCUAUUCGUGACUUCAAAGCUGUUAAUCAAGACAAAAAGAAUCUGCUCUUUUCUGGUACAAAUAUUGCUGCUGGUAAAGCUAGAGGAAUUGUUAUUGGAACUGGAUUGGAGACUGCUAUUGGUAAGAUUCGUACAGAAAUGUCAGAAACUGAAGAAGUUCGUACUCCAUUACAACAAAAAUUGGAUGAAUUUGGGGAACAACUCUCAAAAGUUAUUUCUGUUAUCUGUGUUGCUGUCUGGGCUAUCAAUAUUGGACACUUUAAUGAUCCUGCUCAUGGGGGAUCAUGGAUUAAGGGUGCCGUCUAUUACUUUAAAAUUGCCGUUGCUUUGGCUGUUGCUGCUAUUCCUGAAGGAUUACCUGCUGUAAUUACAACUUGCUUAGCAUUAGGUACUAGGAGAAUGGCUAAGAAGAAUGCAAUUGUGAGAUCUUUGCCUUCAGUAGAAACUCUAGGUUGCACAUCUGUCAUUUGUUCUGACAAAACUGGUACUUUAACAACCAAUCAAAUGUCAGUAAAUAGGAUUCUUGUGGUUGACAAAAUUGAAUCAAAUGAAACUAAAUUUCAUGAAUUUGAAGUUACUGGUUCGACUUAUGAACCAGUUGGUGACAUCUUUUUGAAGGGCCAGAAAGUUCGUUGCUCAGAUUUUGAAUCUUUAUGCGAAUUAGGGACAAUUUGUGUAAUGUGCAAUGAUUCUAGCAUAGAUUUCAAUGAGUACAAACAAGUAUUUGAGAAAGUUGGAGAGGCAACUGAAACUGCCCUUGUAGUUUUAGCUGAGAAAAUGAACCCAUUUGGUUAUGAGAAAACUGGAUUAAGCCGUCGAGAUGCUGCAGUUGUAGUUAACCAAGGAGUAUCUUCUAUGUGGAAAAAAGAAUUCACUCUUGAAUUCUCUCGUGAUCGCAAAUCAAUGAGUACUUAUUGUAUACCUGUCAAGACAAACAGAUUGGGACCUGGUCCUAAAAUGUUUUGCAAGGGUGCCCCAGAAGGAGUUUUAGAAAGAUGCACCCAUGUUCGAGUUGGAAGUACAAAAGUACCUAUGACUCCUGCAAUCAAGAAUAAAGUAUUGGAAAUUACCAAACAGUAUGGAACAGGAAAAGACACUCUGCGAUGCUUGGCUUUGGCUACCAUUGACAACCCUCAAAAACCUUCAGAUAUGGACUUGGCAGAUUCUACUAAAUUUGCAACUUAUGAAACUGGGAUGACCUUUGUUGGUGUUGUUGGAAUGUUGGAUCCACCGAGGAAGGAAGUCAAAGAUGCUAUCUGCCGUUGUAAAGCUGCAGGAAUUCGAGUCAUUGUGAUUACUGGUGACAAUAAAGCUACUGCUGAAGCAAUAUGCAGACGAAUUGGUGUCUUUGAAGAGAAUGAAGAUACUUCGGAGGAGUAUCUUGAAAAGUCAGGUCUGUCUUUCUCUGGACGUGAAUUUGAUGAGUUGGCGCCUUCUGAACAAAAAUUGGCAGUAUCUAGGGCAAGGCUUUUCUCAAGAGUAGAACCAGCUCACAAGAGUAAGAUCAUUGAGUUUUUACAAGCAGAUGGUGAAAUUUCUGCCAUGACAGGUGAUGGAGUCAAUGAUGCUCCUGCCUUAAAAAAAGCUGAAAUUGGUAUUGCUAUGGGUUCAGGUACUGCUGUAGCCAAAUCUGCUUCUGAAAUGGUUUUGGCUGAUGACAACUUUUCUACAAUUGUUGCUGCUGUUGAAGAAGGACGUGCCAUCUAUAAUAAUAUGAAACAAUUCAUACGAUACUUAAUUUCCUCAAAUAUUGGAGAAGUUGUCAGCAUUUUUCUUACUGCUGCUUUGGGUCUGCCAGAAGCAUUGAUUCCUGUUCAACUUCUCUGGGUGAAUCUAGUUACAGAUGGCUUGCCAGCUACAGCUUUGGGCUUUAAUCCUCCUGAUCUGGAUAUAAUGGAAAGGCCUCCACGUAGAGCAGAUGAAUCUCUCAUAUCGGGGUGGUUAUUCUUCAGGUAUAUGGCUAUUGGAGGAUAUGUUGGUGCAGCUACAGUAGGAGCUGCUUGCUGGUGGUUUAUGGCUGCCCCUGAUGGACCCCAACUGACUUACUAUCAACUAACACAUCAUCUUGCUUGCCAUCAGGAUACCAAGAAUUUUGUUGGUGUGGACUGUACAAUAUUCUCUGAUCCUCAUUCCAUGACAAUGGCUUUAUCAGUACUUGUGACUAUUGAGAUGUUUAAUGCUCUAAAUAGUUUGUCUGAAAAUCAGUCUCUAAUUUUGAUGCCUCCUUGGACUAACUUGUGGCUAAUUUCUGCCAUCACCUUGUCCAUGACUCUGCAUUUCAUCAUUCUCUAUGUGGAUAUAUUAUCGGCUGUGUUUUCUGUUUGCCCUCUGUCUGUUACUGAAUGGCUGGUUGUCUUGAAGAUAUCUUUCCCCGUCAUAAUUCUGGAUGAGACGAUGAAAUUCUUCUCCAGGAAAUUCUUAGAAGGCCGCAAUCCUUUCACUGAAUUGCACUGGAUGCUGGCACUAUGGGCCAUUUACAUAGGACUCAUGAUUUAUUCUCCAAUCUAAGUGGACUGUGAUAGAGAAACCAUUGCAUCAUCUCGUGACAAACAUUUAAAUGGUGUCAAGUUUUAAACUCUUUACAGCAAAAGAUCAACGUACUCUCGAGUCUUCGGGCAGAUGGCACUUAAGGGGAAAAUCUGUUGCCAUUCUAGAGUAUUGCGUUGUGGAAAUAGUAGUGCUUGAACAUUUUAUCAGUGCUGUGAACCUCAAGUCCCUGUAGACUGGAAAAGAAUUUUUUAUUUAUUUUUUUCUUUUUAAAAUAUUUAUAUAUAUGAAAUUGCCUUUGACAAUUCAAUUUUAUUUAAAGAAAAAAUAUUGCAUUUUUGUUGGACUUGCAGAGUUGUUGCUUCUGAAAUUUUAUUUUCACCUAUUUAAUUUUGCUUCAUUUACACACAUGCUUCUAACACUGAAACAGAUAGCAUGCAAAUCUGGUUUCUAAAAGCAUUUCAAUUUUCUUUCAUAUAAAUUAUUUUCUUAAAAAUGAAGUUUUAGUAUGCUACUAGUAAUUUUCCAUCCUCAGCUGGUUUAGUCUCAUUUGUGAGGAUUAUAUAUUUGAUAAGUGCUUUUGGAAUAUUACAUUCCAUAAAAUAUAAAAAUAUUUAAUGCAUUUAUGAUUCUUUCAAGCACUUGCUUAAAAUAAAAAUGGCAUUUCUUGUACUUUUCUCCUAAAGUUUGCUGCAAGUAGUUCUUGCUAUAGAAUUUCAUUUCUCUUAUCACUUAUUUUUUUUUCAUGCCAAAGAUGUGUAUUGAUUUGAACUAGGAAGAUUCUUAAUUAUUUUUUUUUUAACAUAAGUUUAUUUAUCAUUGGAAAAAAUUGCAAUAAUUUUUAAAGUAUUUGCAUUCUUGUUCUCAUAAUUAGAUUCAAAAUGUAGUUAUCUUUCUUCACAUUUCAAUCUUAAUUUAGAAUUUGUUAUGUGUGUAAAAUUUAGUCACAUACGAGAACAAGGAUUUAAAUUGUUUCUUCAGUCAUAAUUGUUCUAAAGCAAGUAUUUUACAGAGCAAUACAAAGAAUUUGAGUAUUUUAUAAAUUAAAACAGGAAUUAUGGUUGUUCUGUAGUUUUUACAAACUAAGGAAGAUAGACUAGUUUAGCUACAUCUUCUCCCUCUUUGUGUUAUUAUACUGAAUUUAUUCUCCUAUAAUGUUUAAUAAUAAACUAAUGGAGAUAUACAAAGAAAAGCAUAUCUCCAUAACAAAUUUCAAUUGAAGAUCUAAAUAUAUAGAUGCAUUUUUACUGUUUAACUACUUAAGGCCUUUUAUUUGUGUGCUCUCCUUCUUUCAAAAAGUUACUUAAAAUUCUCUUUGCAUUUUUCAGUCUAAAUUCUUCAUGCUAGGUCUAAUGCUUGUGCAUCAUUUUUAAGUAGUGAUUAUACAUUAGACUACUUUGAUUUUGCUCAUAAUCAAAAUUAAGUGAUCCACCAUCUGUACAAAAAAAUUAAAAAAAUUUUAUACAUGCAUCUUAGGCAGCAUAAAAGUAAUAUGGUGUUUAGACAACAGAAAACGUCGAUUUCUGUAAAUAUCCUGUUCUAAAGACUGAGUUGAUGAGUAGCCUCUUUCCAUGUCAGCAUCCAUUUUACUAUUUACUGCCAUUCUACUUUGUGUCUAUUAUUGUAGAGCAGAUAUUUAUCAGUGCAACCCUUUAUGCAUUUGUUCGUAAUAAUGUACAGAAAAAUCAUGUAUGUUAUGGGAAACCAUAUGGUUUCCUUUUCAGAAGUCAGGUUUUUAUAAUGAGUAUUAAAUAAAUAUUUGUUGGCUGAA
Molecule: messenger RNA, 5254 nt
Organism: Argiope bruennichi
Lineage: Eukaryota; Metazoa; Arthropoda; Arachnida; Araneae; Araneidae
Product: calcium-transporting ATPase sarcoplasmic/endoplasmic reticulum type-like
Exons: 25
Coding region: 421-3504 (1027 amino acids)
Biological process (GO): calcium ion transmembrane transport; intracellular calcium ion homeostasis
Cellular component (GO): membrane
Molecular function (GO): ATP binding; ATP hydrolysis activity; P-type calcium transporter activity
Source: RefSeq, a predicted model, not a curated record